This is a messenger RNA of Danaus chrysippus (African queen), 990 nucleotides long. Lineage: Eukaryota; Metazoa; Arthropoda; Insecta; Lepidoptera; Nymphalidae. The record is from the annotation of a GenBank genome assembly.
AUGUUUCAGCUUGCAGUCUUCUCAUGCUUGGUAGCUUUGAGCUACGCCAGUGUGGCACCGGCAGCCAUUGCAGCGGCACCUGUAUACGCACCUGCAGCAAGAUUGGAAGAGUUCGAUCCUAGACCACAAUACAAAUUCGGAUACGAAGUAGCUGACAGUCUUACCGGUGACUACAAAACCCAAAACGAACAGCGUGAUGGAGAUGUCGUGCUUGGACAGUACUCUCUUGUGGAACCUGAUGGCACUCGCCGCAUCGUCGACUACUCCGCCGACUCUGUAAACGGAUUCAACGCGGUAGUACGCAAAGAACCCCUUGUUGCCGCCGCCCCAGCGGUUGUCGCUGAAGCCGAAGUAGUACCCGCUCGUAUCGCCGCUGCCCCCGCUGUGGCUGUCGCUGAACCAGUAGUCGCUAAAGCAGUCGCCCCAGUCGUUGCUCAGCCUGCCCCAGCAGUAUUUGCUGCUCGUUACGCUGUGGCUCCCGCUGCCAGAUACGCCGUAGCCCCUGCUCCCGUAUUCGCUAAAUACGCUGCAGCUCCUGUAGCAGCUGCUCAAUACGUUGCUGCCCCUGCUGCUAGAUACGUUGCCGCUCCCGCCGCUCAAUACGUAGCCGCUCCUGCUGCCCAAUACGUUGCCUCAUCUGCCCAAUACGUUGCCCCCGCUGCCCAGUACGUUUCUGCCCCAGCUGCCCAAUACGUAGCUGCCCCAGCGGCUCGUUAUGUCGCCGCCCCAGCUGCUCAAUACGUGGCCAGUCCAGCAGUAUACAGUGCUCGAUAUGCCGCUGCUCCUUUAGUGUCAGCAAGAUACGCUGCUCCCGUAGUAUCCUAUGCCGCUCCCGCUAACCUCGCUGUGCCAGCUACAUAUGCCGCACCUGUAGCUGCCGUCCCAGCUGCCCCCGCCCGUCUUGCUGCAGCCCCCGCUGCCCCCCAAGCCCAAGCUGCUGCUCCAGCGAAACUCGUCCAAGGCGAAGCCGCUGGUUACCGUUACCCUUAA